GUGUAAUUUUCUGACAUACUUUGUCUCAGCAAUGAUUUGCCUGAAGUUAUUGUUGACGGUUUUCCUUGUCCACAAUGUGUACGCUUUUAUUAAUCCGUAUCCAAAGCUGGCAAGCUACCCGUUGAAAGAAGGAGAUGAUGCCGGCGAACCGUUGUUUCUAACGCCUCUAAUAGAAGCCGGGAAAAUCGACAAAGCUAGGAAAUUAGCGACAGUUCGGCAUGAUGAAAUGCUCGACGUUCAGAGCUAUUCCGGGUACCUCACUGUCAAUAAGGAGUACCAAUCCAAUACCUUCUUCUGGUUCUUCCCGUCGCAGAUCAAUCCAAAAUCUGCUCCAGUAGUGCUAUGGCUGCAGGGUGGUCCAGGAGCAACGUCGCUGUUUGGUCUGUUCACGGAAAAUGGUCCGUUCCGAGUAACGAGUAACAAGACUUUGGAGCUACGCAAAUAUUCGUGGACAAAAGCGCACAGCGUACUGUAUAUCGAUAAUCCUGUUGGGACAGGUUACAGUUUCACAAAGAACGACAAAGGAUACGCGACAAACGAGACUCAUGUCGGCAGAGAUGUUCACACAGCGCUGGUUCAGUUUUUCACCCUUUUCCCCGAGCUGCAGGAGAAUGAUUUCUUCGUUACAGGAGAAUCCUAUGGAGGAAAGUACGUCCCGGCAGUUUCGCACGCCAUAAAAGACUUCAACAUCAAGGCGAAACUUAAGAUAAACCUGAAGGGAUUGGCCAUCGGGAACGGCCUCACCGAUCCAGAGAACCAACUCGUCUACGGAGACUAUUUGUACCAGCUUGGGCUUAUCGACUCGAAUGGCAGGGAUUUGUUUCACCAGCUUGAGGACAAAGGGCGCAAACUGAUUAAGGCCAAGAAGUACGACGAAGCUUUCGACGUAUUUGACCAGCUGCUGAACGGUGACCUGCAUGGCGGUUCCUUGUUCCAAAAUCUAACCGGCUUCGACUUCUACUUCAACUACUUGCACAUCAAAGACAGCGAAGAGUCCAACUGGAUGUCGGAAUGGGUGCAACGUGUCGACGUUCGCCGAGCCAUUCAUGUCGGGAACAAUUCUUUUCACACGGAGGAUAAGACAGUCGAAAUGCACUUGAAAAGCGACGUGAUGCAGUCGUUAGCAGUACUCAUAGCGGACUUGACGCAGCACUAUCGCGUUUUACUCUACAAUGGGCAAUUGGACAUCAUAGUUGCUUAUCCGACGACUGAAAAUUACCUCAAGAAUCUUAAUUGGCCCGGUGCUAAGGCAUACAAAAAGGCUGUCAGGAAGCAGUGGUGGGUGGGCAAAGAACUCGCCGGAUAUUCAAAAACUGCUGGGAGUUUGACUGAAGUUUUGGUUCGUAAUGCCGGCCACAUGGUUCCUUCUGAUCAGCCUCUUUGGGCCCUCGAUUUGAUCACCAGAUUUAUCAAGAACAAACCAUUCUAAAUGUUGAAUAUCUCAACAUUUCAAUAUACAGUAGAGCGUCAAUAUAAGCUUCGUCUUAGAAGCCUGUCCUCCUACAUUUGCCCAUUAGGCAUAUGUUAGGGACUCGCUAGAAACCUCACUAGCCUUGCAACAACAAGGAGUAGGGCUGACUAUUAUAGUCCUGCGACAGCUUUAACAGCGAGACUAUAAUGACGCUCCACUGUACUCUGAGAUUUUGGGUGGGAGACAGAAUUCACAGCGAUUAAUUGUUGCGAGCAAACAUUGACAAAAUGAUUUUACUCGCAUUCGUAGAGUCUUUUCUGCAGUGUGUAGAAGCCGAAGGUUAUUUUUUUUUCUGUAAUAAACUUGUUUAGACUAAUUUAUCAGUCACGCAAAGAGGGAUAUUUUAACUGUGAUAUUGUACAGAGAUUGUUGCAUCUCGUUACGAUAGGACUGAUGUGAAAUUUUUUGAUUCCCAUAGUUCUUUGAUGUAUAUUUUUCUACAUUCGUACAGUUUAGUCGUAUAUUCGUUGAAUUCAGCAGAGGUGUUAGAUGGGAAGCUUAUAAUUUUUAUCCCCAUACUUCUGUACUUGUUUGAUUUAAUAAAA
Molecule: messenger RNA, 2016 nt
Organism: Diprion similis
Lineage: Eukaryota; Metazoa; Arthropoda; Insecta; Hymenoptera; Diprionidae
Product: venom serine carboxypeptidase
Exons: 2
Coding region: 32-1429 (465 amino acids)
Biological process (GO): proteolysis
Molecular function (GO): serine-type carboxypeptidase activity
Source: RefSeq, a predicted model, not a curated record